CAGCUUGCCCUCCCCAGCCUUGGGGUAAAAAAAAAACCAAACCAAAAAACAAUUCAGCCCCUAUUUGUAAGAGCAAAGUAUUUAUUUUAUUAAAGAGCGAAAAUGUCGUCUUUCGCGAAAGAUUUCAGCAAAGCAAUGUCUCAAGCUGGCAGUUCACAGUUUCAGGAAGUCAUUCGACAAGAGCUGGAGUACUCCAUGAAAGUAGAACUUGAUAAGAUACUUGCGACUGCACCCUCAAAUGAGCUAGAGCACACUAAAAAGGACCUGGAAGGAUUUAAGAAGCUAUUUCAUAGAUUCCUACAAGAAAAGGGACCAUCUGUGGACUGGGGGAAGAUUCAGAGACCUCCAGAAGAUUCUAUCCAACCCUAUGAGAAGAUAAAGGCCAGAGGACUGCCCGAUAACAUUGCUUCUGUCUUGAACAAGCUGGUGGUUGUGAAACUAAAUGGCGGCUUGGGCACAAGCAUGGGUUGUAAAGGCCCAAAAAGUCUUAUUGGGGUGCGGAAUGAGAACACCUUCUUGGAUCUGACAGUUCAGCAGAUUGAGCAUUUAAACAAAUCCUACAACACUGAUGUUCCUCUUGUUCUCAUGAAUUCCUUCAACACUGAUGAUGACACAAAGAAAAUUUUGCAGAAAUACAGUCACAGCCGUGUGAAGAUAUAUACUUUUAAUCAAAGCAGGUAUCCUAGAAUUAACAAGGAAACUCUGCUGCCAAUAGCCAAGGAUGUGUCUUACUCAGGAGAGAAUACGGAGUGCUGGUAUCCCCCGGGCCAUGGAGAUAUCUACGCCAGUUUUUAUAACUCUGGUCUGCUGGACAACCUUAUCGGAGAGGGGAAAGAAUAUAUUUUUGUAUCCAACAUAGAUAACUUGGGUGCCACUGUGGACCUUUACAUUCUUAAUCAUCUUAUGAACCCACCCAAUGGAAAACGCUGUGAAUUUGUCAUGGAAGUCACAAACAAAACCAGGGCGGAUGUGAAGGGUGGCACGCUUACGCAAUAUGAAAACAAGCUGAGGCUGGUGGAGAUAGCUCAGGUCCCAAAAGCACACGUGGAUGAAUUCAAGUCCGUGUCAAAAUUCAAAAUAUUCAAUACCAACAAUCUGUGGAUUGCUCUGUCUGCGAUUAAAAGGCUGCAAGAGAAAAACACUAUUGACAUGGAGAUCAUUGUUAACCCAAAGACUCUGGAUGGAGGCUUGAACGUUAUCCAGUUGGAGACUGCAGUUGGUGCUGCUAUUAAGAGUUUUGAGAACUCUCUGGGUAUAAACGUACCUCGUAGUCGUUUUCUGCCUGUUAAGACCACGUCAGAUCUCUUGCUUGUGAUGUCUAAUUUGUAUAGCCUUAAUGCUGGAUCUCUAACAAUGAGCGAGAAGCGUGAAUUUCCAACAGUGCCUCUUGUCAAACUGGGAAGUUCUUUCACAAAGGUUCAAGAUUACCUGCGGAGGUUUGAAAGUAUUCCAGAUAUGCUGGAGCUGGAUCAUCUCACGGUUUCAGGUGAUGUUACAUUUGGGAAGAACGUUUCAUUAAAGGGAACAGUCAUCAUCAUUGCAAAUCAUGGUGACAGAAUUGACAUCCCAGCUGGAGCUCUACUGGAGAACAAAAUCGUAUCUGGCAAUCUUCGGAUCCUGGACCACUGAGUCAGUGAAAGGGCACAGUCGGUUCUGUAGACUGCUGUGCUAAACCAGCCUCGUAAUGGAAGAACCUUUUAAGCAUUAGAAAUAUAAGUACACAGAGGGCCUCUGCUUUGCCAUCUUCACAGUACCCUGCAGUAUUAAUUUAAAAUUAAUUUCUCUUGCUUAUCUUUUUAAGCAGACACAUAGCGCAGUGGAUGUGCGUAAGUAAUGCUUCAGUCCUUAAAGAGAUUCUGUAACUAACUCAGUUAAUAUAACCUUGAAGUGCAAUACUGUUUGUCUUGAGGUAAGAUGGACAGAUCAUCUUUGAUAAGAAGUUGAGAGGCUUGCCUCUAACACAGUAGUUUUGAAUUGCUUGUAACUGCAGAAA
This is a messenger RNA of Aptenodytes forsteri (emperor penguin), 1993 nucleotides long. It is a transcript of the gene UGP2, whose product is annotated as UDP-glucose pyrophosphorylase 2. Gene Ontology annotation, biological process: UDP-alpha-D-glucose metabolic process; glycogen metabolic process. Bases 103 to 1629 code for a protein of 508 amino acids. Gene Ontology annotation, molecular function: UTP:glucose-1-phosphate uridylyltransferase activity. Gene Ontology annotation, cellular component: cytoplasm. Lineage: Eukaryota; Metazoa; Chordata; Aves; Sphenisciformes; Spheniscidae. The record is from RefSeq and is a predicted model, not a curated record. The transcript is spliced from 10 exons.